Heterobilharzia americana is the source of this 845-nucleotide messenger RNA. Lineage: Eukaryota; Metazoa; Platyhelminthes; Trematoda; Strigeidida; Schistosomatidae. The record is from the annotation of a GenBank genome assembly.
AUGAAUUCAUUUAUGAUAUCGUCUAUAAUGGACUUAAAACCUUCGUGUUCAGAUACUACUAACACUUACAAUAUGAGUGAUUGGACAAAUGAUCAAGGGUUGAACAACAUUUUUCUCAAGGAUAGUUUAGUACAAAAUACUACUCCAAUAAAUCGGCUGUCAUGUCUCCAAAAUACAUCUAAAGAAUUAAAUCAGAAUACAGAUUCUUCAUAUGACAUGAAACAAGUUGAAUAUAUUUCAAAUUAUGAAAAUUAUUUGCAGCUAUUUUUAACAAAAUGGAAUCAACACUAUUCAAUGUCCAAUAAUUGUAUGCAUAGCGAUUCCGCGUAUCAUGUAAAUAUUUCUUCACAGAACUCAGACACUGUAAGUGAUGAUACAAGUGGGGAAUACUUGAAUACAGGUUUCAAGUUUCCUAACAACUUCACCCCGACAAGCCAAGAUCAGUUUACUAAUUUACUCAUGAAAAGUCAAUUCGAACGUUAUAACGUUGAAUGUUCAAGUGAUAAGGAGAAUUGUUCUGAUGAAUUUAAUGGAUUAAAAACUACAAAUCUUUCUGUUAAAUUAAAAAAAUCAAAAAGUGAUUCUAGAAAUCGUACUGCAUUUACAGACUAUCAAUUAAUUUGUUUAGAACGUGAAUUCAGUCAAAUUCAAUAUUUAUCUCGUAUUGAUCGAAUUCAUCUGGCGCAAAAUUUAAAACUGACAGAAAAACAGGUUAAAAUAUGGUUUCAAAAUCGUCGUGUACGUUGGCGCAAGAGAAAUUCACAAAAAUUUAAUUGAAGAAAAAUGUAUGAGGGGCAAAGUUUUUGUUAUUAUUACUUUAUAAUGAGUAUAAUUUUGUAAAGAAC